This is a messenger RNA of Elaeis guineensis (African oil palm), 1946 nucleotides long. RefSeq names its product E3 ubiquitin-protein ligase ATL4. Gene Ontology annotation, biological process: protein ubiquitination. The record is from RefSeq and is a predicted model, not a curated record. NCBI's taxonomy places the organism in Eukaryota, Viridiplantae, Streptophyta, Magnoliopsida, Arecales, Arecaceae.
AUAUAAAGCUGAGAGGCAGCAGAGGGAGAGCGGGCAAAAGCGACAGCACCGAAAAACCACAAGACAUUCCGCGACAUGGCCUCUCUUCCUCCUCCUCCGCCGCUGCCGCCCCUCCGGCAGCUUCCCCUGUCGUCGGAGGAUUCCGGGUACAGCGCCUCCCCCUCCCCCUCCUCCUCAUCAUCCUUGUCGUUCGCGUACAGUCCCAGUCUCCUCAUCAUCGCCGCCAUUCUCGCCUUCGUCUUCGUCGCCUCCGCCUCCAUCCACCUCCUCCUCCGCUUCCUCUCCCGCCCGUCCUCCUCUUCCUCCUCCUCCUCCUCCUCCUCCUCCUCGGCUCCGCCUCUCAUCCACCACGGCCGGUCCUCCUCCACCUCCUCCGCCUCGUCGGCGCUGUCCGAUCAGGAAAAAGCGGCCCUGAUCGAGUCCCUCCCUCUCUUCUCACUGGCCUCCGCGGUCGCCGUGCUCCCCAAGUCGUCUCCUGACUGCGCCGUCUGCCUCUCCCCCUUCCACCCCCACGACGAGCUCCGCCUCCUCCCGGCCUGCCGCCACGCCUUCCACUCCCCCUGCAUCGACACCUGGCUUAGAUCCACCCCUUCUUGCCCUCUCUGCCGCUCCUCCAUCACCCUCCCCGCUCCGCCCCUCCCGCCGCCGCCCCCAUUGUCGGCAGCGGCGGAGGACCCUCUCAGAUCCAGCAGCUUCCGCAUCGAGAUCGGAAGCGUCAGUCGCCGGAGGACGCCCUCGGAGGAGGACGCUGCCGGAGCGGCCACCUCCCUCCCCACUCCGCCUCCGCCUCCGCCUCCGCCUCCGCCUCCGCUGCCGCAGCCGCACCUGCGGUCCUACUCGCUGGGGUCGUCCUUCGAGUACGUGGUGGACGAGGAGGUAGAGGCGGUGGUGGCCCGGAUCCGGAGGGCGAAGGAGUACAAGGCGGACCCGGCGGGACCUUCGCCACCCGGGGCGGAGGUGGCGGAGGCGGCAGGCGGAGGAGGAAGAAACUGGCUCAAGGAAUACGUGGACUGGCUGGCCUCGUCGGCGUCCUCCUCCUUCUCAUCGCUCCGGUUCUCAGGGCGGUGGAGCCACCGCUACGACGACGGCGUCGGCGGCGGAGGACGGGACUCGUGGGACGUGGAGGGAAACUGUCAACAACGGGAGGGAGAGGAGAGCUAUCACGCCUUCUACCGAUGGCUCGUAGGGGCAUAGUUGUAAAUAAAUCCCACUGUAGCGGGCAAAUUCCAUUCUUCCUUUUACUUUAACCCCCCUGGUGCACCCAAUGGAAGCUUCUUCAGGAUAAAACCACCAGGCAUGCAAAAGAGUCGCUGUUUUCAGAAGAAAUUACAAGAAUGCGAUCCCGGCGGCGGAGGCUCGGGAGUCGGCGUUCCUUCUUUUCUUCCCUUCCUUUCUGCCAGGAUUUGCUACUGUCAUCCCGACGAAUGGGGAUUUAAGAACGGCGUGACGAUAUCAAAUCGCACCGGCACCGAGUGGAAUUAGACGUUCGAAAGACUGUUAAAUGUGGGAGGCUGGUGGGUUCCGCAGCAUUGUUGGGAGUGUUUUGCUUGUUCCUGAGAGAUUUUUACUUCAGUGUGGACUCCAGGAGAGGAAUGUGGAAGGAGUGAGAACAGAGGGGUUGGAAUUUUGGGUGGGGGGGAUCACUGAUGAAGGGAGACAAGCAUCUCUCCCUCUCUUUCAAUGCUCUCAUUAAUAGCUCAUUGUUCCACUGCCAGGCGCCAGCACCCAGUUAGCUGAAUGUAUUCAUGGUAUGUAUGGGUGGGUCGAUACGAAAAAGGGUAAAGUUUCUUUUCCCACAGAAUAUUGUCAUGUAAAAAGGAAAGUUGAUGUAUAGUGAAUGUAUACUUUCACCCAUUAUUUGUCAACCUACUUUUUAUGUCUUACUCCAAGUUAUUAUGGUUGUAACGUUAACAUGAAGAAUGAGUAUUAUGUGUCGAUACUGUCAC